ACCGCCACGGAGCGCUGGCUGGCCAGAGGGCUGCACCAGGCAGCCCGCCCCGCCGAGCCAUCACUGGGCUCCCGAAAGCAGGCGCAGCGGGUGGAAGAUGGCAGGGCUGCAGCGAGGCACAGGGCCCCUCUGGGCGCUGGGCGGCACCGCGCUGGGGGUCUGCCUUGCAGGGGUCGCUGGGCAGCUGGUGGAGCCCAGCACGGCCCCGCCCAAGCCCAAGCCGCCCCCGCUGACCAAGGAGACGGUGGUGUUCUGGGACAUGCGCCUGUGGCACGUGGUGGGCAUCUUUUCGCUCUUCGUGUUGUCCAUCAUUAUCACCCUGUGUUGUGUCUUCAACUGCCGCGUGCCACGGACCCGGAAGGAGAUUGAAGCCCGGUACCUACAGCGAAAGGCAGCCAAGAUGUACACAGACAAGCUAGAGACCGUGCCGCCCCUCAAUGAGCUCACAGAAAUCCCCGGAGAGAAGAAGAAGAAGAAGAAGGACAGCGUGGACACAGUGGCCAUCAAGGUAGAGGAAGAUGAGAAGAAUGCAGCCAAGAAGAAGAAAGGAGAGAAAUGAGGGGAGCGUCCUGGAGGUGGCCACUGGGGCUGGCAGGCCCUGGAGCUCAAGAUCUGGCCAGGGUCCAGGCACCCUGGACUCCAAGUUUAUAUGCAGACCACAGAGGCUGUAGUCAGAGCAGGGAGGGGAAGGCCCAUGGCCACAUCCUCACAGCCCAUCAUGUGUAGAAACAAGACCACACUGGGUGUCCUGCCUCCCAGCCUAGACUCCACUACCUUCACCCCAUCCACAUGGGCCUUGGGCCACUGUCCCUCUGCAGAUGCAGAAUGGCCUCACACUGCUCUCCCCACCCAGAUAUGCCUGCCUCCUACCUUUUCUGCUAGGGGCAUCAGUGGCUAGCAGGUAAAACAGGAUGUGGGCUUCCCUUCUGGCAGGGGAUGGCCAAACUACUUGGGUUGGGCUGUGAGGCCACACCCAGACUGGCCCUAAGAAGGCUGAGAGGCCUGCUGGGGGGAGUUGUGAUAAGAGCAGGGACUUCAGUUAAGGCAGGUAGCAGCCCUGACGGUGAGGACACUGCCCCAAGCCUGGCAGGGGUUCCAGCCCAAGGAAGUGAGCAGAGGUAGGCCUGGAAACAGAACCCCCAGCACUGCAGAGAUCAAGAUCAAGGCAAUGGGAUCCCCUCUUUCACACAUUGUGAUGAAGCUGAGACUGCUGGGAGGCCCAGCAUGAGGUACAGGAGCUCAGGCUCAAGCUGGGGGAUGUGGGGUGGGCCAGAGGGAGCAGGGAAGAAAGGUAGGGCCUGGGCCUCCUCUUGGAAAUCAAGGAACAUUUGAGAACAAGGGUGACCUCAGGCUAUUCUGGUGGCCCCUGAAGUGGGAGGUUUCGUGGGAAUCAGGACAGGGGCACAAUUAGCCUCCCGCUAGCUGAAUAUAACAGCCCCCAGCUUCCUAGCAGCUUCUUCAACCAUUUCCCAUGAGGAGCUCCUAAAAGAAGUAUUUCUGACCAGAAGACAAAGGCCCAGACACCGCCUAGGGGAGGGAAGAUGCACAGAGGCACUGAACUUCAAACUGAGACGCUCAGGCCUGGGCCGGAAGACUAAGGAGACACCAGAGGUUUCCGAGCCAGGGAAGCCUGCUGCAAAAACAGCCUGCAAGAGAUUUGUAAAUAAAGCUGAGUUCCUUCUCAGACCCAUAUAAAACCACCUCCUGAGAUGACCCCUCAUGCUGCUC
This is a messenger RNA of Nycticebus coucang (slow loris), 1728 nucleotides long. RefSeq names its product transmembrane inner ear (gene TMIE). The coding region runs from base 98 to 559 and encodes 153 amino acids. The record is from RefSeq and is a predicted model, not a curated record. Lineage: Eukaryota; Metazoa; Chordata; Mammalia; Primates; Lorisidae. The transcript is spliced from 4 exons.